This is a messenger RNA of Staurois parvus, 1030 nucleotides long. The record is from the annotation of a GenBank genome assembly. NCBI's taxonomy places the organism in Eukaryota, Metazoa, Chordata, Amphibia, Anura, Ranidae.
CUCGGGCAACAGGCAGCAACCUACCACUGGGCAGGGGCCUCGGGCAACAGGCGGCAACCUACCACUGGGCAGGGGCCUCGGGCAACAGGCAGCAACCUACCACUGGGCAGGGUCCUCGGGCAACAGACGGCAAUCUACCCCUGGGCAGGGGUCUCGGGCAACAGGCGGCAACCUACCACUGGGCAGAGGCCUCGGGCAACAGACGGCAACCUACCACUGGGCAGGGGCCUCGGGCAACAGGCGGCAACCUACCACUGGGCAGGGGCCUCGGGCAACAGGCGGCAACCUACCACUGGGCAGGGACCUCGGGCAACAGGUGGCAACCUACCCCAGGGUCAUUGGGUUCAUGGGGACUCAACGGGUAGUGAUGGCUCAAGCACUCAGGGGCACCACAGGACAUGGGUGGUCAGUGCACACACAGCGGGGCAGUUUGGACACGAGUGGUCGGUGCACACUCCGGGGACAGUUCAGAACACGGGUGGUCGGUGCACACAGCAGGCACAGUUCAGGACACAGGUGGUCAGUGCGCACAACAGGGACGGUUCAGGACACGGGUGGUCGGUGCACACAGCAGGGACAGUUCAGGACACGAUGGUUGGUGCACAUAGCGGAGACAGCUCAGAACACGGGUGGUCGGUGCACACAGCGGGGACAGUUCAGAACACAGGUGGUCAGUGCACACAACAGGGACAGUUCAGGACACGGGUGGUCAGUGCACACAACAGGAACAGUUCAGGACACAGGUGGUCAGUGCGCACAACAGGGACAGUUCAGGACACGGGUGGUCGGUGCACACAGUGGGGACAGUUCAGGACACUCACGGUAAGCAGCUUGCAGACCAUCAGCGGCAGGUGGCUCCAGACAGGGAGGACCAGCGGUCAGCGUUCUAGGGACAACCAGUGAUCAGCAGACAGCAGCAGCUCCCAGGGCACUCAGCAGCAGACAGCCUCCAGGGACACACAGCCACAGACAGUGUGCAGGGUCCCUAAGCAGCAGCUUCCAGGGCACUCAGCAGCAGACAGCCUCCAGG